Daucus carota subsp. sativus is the source of this 1510-nucleotide messenger RNA. RefSeq names its product probable low-specificity L-threonine aldolase 2. Gene Ontology annotation, molecular function: L-allo-threonine aldolase activity. NCBI's taxonomy places the organism in Eukaryota, Viridiplantae, Streptophyta, Magnoliopsida, Apiales, Apiaceae. Gene Ontology annotation, cellular component: cytosol. Gene Ontology annotation, biological process: L-threonine catabolic process; glycine biosynthetic process. Bases 226 to 1311 code for a protein of 361 amino acids. The transcript is spliced from 11 exons. The record is from RefSeq and is a predicted model, not a curated record.
CUGAGAAAUAGAUUUGACAGCCACGGCAGAUACAGAUAAAGCCUGUUAAAGCAGAUAGAUAUAAAGAUGAGGUUGUCGUGCACAAAAAUGAUACUACUCUACAUAUAGUUGUUGUCUUUGUCCUUUUUCUUCUCGCCAACUCUUGUCCACGCUCUACCUAAUUUUUGUUUGGAUUCUUUCUUUAAAGUUUGGCUGAAGCUUUUUGGGUUUUCAUUCAUCAGCAAAAUGGUGGUGACAAGAUGGGUAGACCUGAGAUCUGACACAGUAACUAAACCAACCGAAGCGAUGCGCGCUGCAAUGGCCAAGGCUGAAGUUGAUGAUGAUGUAUUGGGUUUUGAUCCCACGGCACUUAAACUUGAAAAAGAGAUGGCCAAGAUCACGGGAAAGGAAGCUGCAUUAUUUGUCCCUUCAGGCACUAUGGGUAAUCUCAUCAGUGUCCUCACUCAUUGUGAUGUUAGGGGUAGUGAGGUGAUUCUUGGUCAUAAUUCUCAUAUCCACAUAUACGAAAAUGGUGGAAUUUCAACUAUUGGGGGUGUUCAUCCAAGGACUGUACUUAAUAAUAAAGAUGGAACGAUGGAUAUUAAUCUGAUUGAAGCCGCCAUUAGAGAUCCGGCUUUUGAGAUUUGUUAUCCAACUACCAAGCUUAUCUGCUUGGAAAAUUCACAUUGCAAUGCUGGUGGUAGAUGCAUUUCCGUGGACUACAUAGAUAAGGUUGGAGAGCUAGCCAAAAAGCAUGGGUUAAAACUUCAUAUUGAUGGGGCACGUAUCUUUAAUGCAUCGACGGCUCUUGGGAUUCCUGUUGAUAGGCUUGUACAGGCUGCUGAUUCAGUUUCGAUUUGUCUUUCAAAAGGUCUUGGUGCUCCAGUUGGGUCUGUUAUUGUUGGAUCUAAGAGCUUCAUUGCAAAGGCAAAGAUUCUGAGGAAGACCUUGGGAGGUGGAAUGAGACAGAUCGGUGUCCUAUGUGCUGCUGCUUUGGUAGCAUUGCAAGAUAAUGUUGGGAAGCUUGAAGAUGAUCACAAAAAGGCUAAAACUUUGGCAGAGGGACUAGAUAGGAUUAAUGGACUUAAGCUGGAUGUUGCUGCUGUGGAGACUAACAUCGUAUACUUGGACAUUUUAGAGAGCUCAAAUCUAAAUGCACCAAAACUAUGCAAGGCCCUGGAAAGACAUGGUAUACUUGUUAUGGAAGAUAAACCCUACAGGGUUAGAUUUGCUCUCCACCAUCAAAUUUCAGCGGCUGAUGUACAGUUCACGCUUUCAUGCAUUCAGCAAGUUGUUAAUGAAGCUUCAGAUGAAAAUGGUGCCUCUCCUUAGAACAUCCGUAUCCAUGAGUAUACAUAAAUGAUCAUAUCCAUGAAUAUGAAUAUAUGAUCUCAUUUCUUGUCGAUAGGUUGGAACAUUUCUCUAUGAGAUAUGUAGCUUUCGGUUGUCCCAUAUACUUCUAUGUGAUGUUACAAUAAUAGACUCAGUGAUCUCUAAAAUAAAUCUUCACCGUCAGGGAGGUUCUAUUUUC